Molecule: messenger RNA, 3763 nt
Organism: Oncorhynchus nerka (sockeye salmon)
Lineage: Eukaryota; Metazoa; Chordata; Actinopteri; Salmoniformes; Salmonidae
Product: protein Hook homolog 3-like
Exons: 5
Coding region: 509-1012 (167 amino acids)
Biological process (GO): cytoskeleton-dependent intracellular transport; cytoplasmic microtubule organization
Cellular component (GO): centrosome; cytoplasm
Molecular function (GO): dynein light intermediate chain binding; microtubule binding
Source: RefSeq, a predicted model, not a curated record
UACACCUGUUUCAUACCACAUGAGAUAUGACUCUUAGCUCCUAGCUACACCUGUUUCAUACCACAUGAGAUAUGACUCUUAGCUCCUAGCUACACCUGUUUCAUACCACAUGAGAUAUGACUCUUAGCUCCUAGCUACACCUGUUUCAUACCACAUGAGAUAUGACUCUUAUCCUCUAAAUCAUUCAUUUAGAACCUGGAAGUCUAAUUUCCAGUUCACCUUUUCAUUUAAUUUAUGGGGGAACAAAAAACAGAAAGUCAAUAUACCAACAUCAAAUAUGUGUAUCGUGACAUAAUUCCCAGGGUUACAGUAUUGUACUAUGUCUCGGUGUGCUGACAUGUAUAACCGAAUAGGCCUAAUGUAAUGUGACAUCAUUGGUGCUUUUACAGCGCCCUCUGGUGGACAACCAAGGAAGUAUCUCGUCUUGAUGAAAUCAUAACCAAACAUUUUGUAUUUUUUUUAAAACUUUUUUUAGUCAAUUAUUCUGAAGAAGAAGAACGAUGUACACAUGGAGAAGUUACGGGAAGUGAACAGCGAACUGCAGAAGAAGUGUGCGUACAUUGAUGACUUGGAACCCAAGUACACAUCUAGCUCCCAGAAAGUGGAGGAGCUAGAGGAGGCACUGAAGAAGAAGGAUGAAGACAUGAAGCAGAUGGAGGACAGAUAUAAGAAGUACCUGGAGAAAGCCAAGAGUGUUAUCCGGACCCUGGACCCUAAACAGAACCAGGGCUCGGCACCAGAGGUCCAGGCCUUGAAGAACCAGCUGCAGGAGAAGGAGAGGAUGCUGCACUCUCUGGAGAAAGACUACGACAAGACCAAGGCUCAGAGAGACCAGGAGGAGAAACUCAUAGUAUCUGCCUGGUACAACAUGGGCAUGGCUCUACAGAAGAAGGCAGCAGAGGACCGUCUGGCCAGUACGGGCUCAGGACAGUCCUUCCUGGCCCGCCAGAGACAGGCUACCAGCACACGCCGCUCUUACCCUGGACACGUACAGCCUACCACCGCCAGGUAGACACGGCACCAUGACCCCUACCUGACCCUGAGCCCUGUCCUGACCCUCCAGGCCAGGUAGACACGGCACCAUGACCCCUACCUGACCCUGAGCCCUGUCCUGACCCUCCAGGCCAGGUAGACACGGCACCAUGACCCCUACCUGACCCUGAGCCCUGUCCCGACCCUCCAGGCCAGGUAUACACGGCACCAUGACCCCUACCUGACCCUUCACCCUGAGUUCUGACCCUCCAGGCCAGGUAGCCUCGGCAACAACUGACCCCUACCUGACCCUCCAGGCCAGGUAGACACGGCACCAUGACCCCUACCUGACCCUGAGCCCUGUCCUGAUCCUCCAGGCCAGGUAGCCUCGGCAACAACUGACCCCAGCCCCGGAACCCUCCAGUUAUCCACCAGACAGACAGACGCUACUCUGUAACGGGCAUCUGCUCUGCCAAGCAAUCCAGACACCUCAGGAUGGAUUGAACCUCUCCUGUACCGUUCUGCUGUUCUCUAUCCUCUUCAGUCCUUCAGUUCAGGAUGGAUGAGUUGGUCUACCUGGAUCUUUAACUGACAGUAUUAUUAUGCACAUUUCUCUAAAACAUGUUACCGUUCUGUUACCGUUCUGUUACCGUUCUGUUCCUGUUCUGUUACCGUUCUGUUACCGUUCUGUUACCGUUCUGUUACCGUUCUGUUACCGUUCUGUUCCUGUUCUGUUACCGUUCUGUUACCGUUCUGUUACCGUUCUGUUACCGUUCUGUCAGGAAUCCUCUAUCUAAUAACUGUUUUCAGAUUUCUCUAAAACAUGUUACUGUUCUGUUCCUGUUCUGUCAGGAAUCCUCUCUCUAAUAACAACUCAUUUCUUUUCUAACACAAUGUUGUGAGCAGAGAUGCAGUUUUCACAAAUUGGUAGCGGAUUGAUGUUUUUAAUUUUUUUAAUUUAAUGGUUCUAAAAUCGGAGGAUAUUUUAGUAUCUUGAUCUGAUGUUUACAGAACGUGAUGUAAUGCCGUGCAGUCAGUGACUGUCAGGAUAUGUAUAGUACCAGAGGAGGGAUAUGUAUAGUACCAGAGGAGGGAUAUGUAUAGUACCAGAGGAGGGAUAUGUAUAGUACCAGAGGAGGGAUUUGGUCUCUGAGUUGGUCUCUUUAGGUGUCCUUUUAUGUGUGUUCAGUAAACGCUGUUCGUUCCGUUUGGCCAUGUUAGACGGUCUUGUUGUUGCCUGUAGUGGGAGAUUUGAAAGGUUAGUUGUAUAGGGAGUCCUUGAGCCUGUUGGCAGUGUAUUUAGCUGUAGAAGAUAUUCCACAAGUGUCCCCGGGUGUUUUAGACAAGGCCUUUCUUCAUCGUCAUCAUCAUCAUCAGAAAUGUUAACAGUAGAAAGCUUCCUAUUUCUAAUGGACUUGUUUCUAAAAAUCAAACCAUUUUUUAAUAGGCUGAAUUAUGAAUGAUCCUGAAAUGAGGCCCUCUUCCCCUCUGUCGUCCGCUCAUAUCAGCCAGCGGGUCAUUAUUGAUUAUUGGAACCGCCAAUUUACCGAUCAAGAAUCUCUCUCCCGCGUCCUCCUGCGUCUCCCGCGUUGUUUCAGGAAAUUCCACAAACACUCCUUCCCUCUUUUGUCCUGUGACCACGUGAGGAACAGUUCUGCUGUGAGAACGAAACGCUCCUUCUCUCUUUUGUCCUGUGACCACGUGAGAACAGUUCUGCUGUGAGAACGAAACGCUCCUUCGUUCAUAUUUCAGUGUGUCGUGUACCAGCUGCUCUCUAAACGGUAGUGUCCAUGUUUUAGGCAGUGGACUUAAAGUCAGUGGUCAUAUCUGACUGUAACAGAUGGAAAAUGGUCAUUUUGAAAGUGUCGAAAAAAGGGGUUUCUGAAAUACAAAACGUAAAACUCGUAAAAGAACCACUGCUGCCACGAGGACGUGGAUUAUAACAUGUGAAAUUGAUCUUCGGGGUUUAACGUGGGGCAGUUUGACUGUCUAACUCCGAGCGAACCUAAUUAACGUACUGUACUCCCUCCGUGGUGUCUGUCCAAUGAAAAUGAGCAGUAGAUUGCCAGCGGGUUGGACUGUGUUCUACCGGUGUGUAGAACGCAGACAGACUUCAUACUAAGGAACGUUAUUUUGAUUUAAUUUUCAUACAAUCUGAAUAUCAGCCACUGAUGUCAUUGUAAAAAAAAAAAAAAGGGGGUUUUGGGGGCGAAGGGUGUGUAUCGUGUUUUAACGUGUGAUAUAAAAGAGACCGUUGUUGACGUGCUCUGACAACUCUCCUCGUGGUUUUGUCUUGAACUUUUAGCUUUUGGACGUGGAAAUGUUUCGUUAGCAUUUUUAAAACCAAGAUUUGUAACAAAUUUAAAUAAAAUUUUAAAAAAAUUAAAAAAGGAAAAUUGAUGUUAAAAAAAAGGGGUCAGAAUGUCUCUUACCAUCACAACAUGGUGUCAGGACUCUGUACAGUCGUCUCUUCCCAUCAUGACAUGGUGUCAGGACUCUGUACAGUCGUCUCUUACCAUCACAACAUGGUGUCAGGACUCUGUACAGUCGUCUCUUCCCAUCAUGACAUGGUGUCAGGUCUCUGUACAGUCGUCUCUUACCAUCAUAACAUGGUGUCAGGACUCUGUACAGUCGUCUCUUCCCAUCAUGACAUGGUGUCUCUUACCAUCAUAACAUGGUGUCAGGACUCUGUACAGUCGUCUCUUACCAUCAUGACAUGGUGUCAGGUCUCUGUACAGUCGUCUCUUACCAUCACAACAUGGUGUCAGGUCUCUGUACAGUCGUCUCUUCC